Rhododendron vialii is the source of this 1684-nucleotide messenger RNA. Its product is annotated as serine/arginine-rich SC35-like splicing factor SCL30. Gene Ontology annotation, molecular function: RNA binding. The record is from RefSeq and is a predicted model, not a curated record. Lineage: Eukaryota; Viridiplantae; Streptophyta; Magnoliopsida; Ericales; Ericaceae. Gene Ontology annotation, biological process: mRNA splicing, via spliceosome. The transcript is spliced from 7 exons. Bases 400 to 1092 code for a protein of 230 amino acids. Gene Ontology annotation, cellular component: cytoplasm; nuclear speck.
ACCAGAAGAACUUCGAGUUCCAUUUGAAAGAUUUGGAGUUGUUAGAGAUGUUUACCUGCCAAAGGACUAUCACACAGGGGGUCUGGUGGUUUGAAGUUAAAACAAGCCCAAGCCCCACGUUUGAGGAAGGCCUAUGUUUUACACUGCCAAACGAAUUGGUCCCCCAAGGUGUUAAGAGUAAUGUUCCAAAUGAAGAGUUUCCUUUUGAAGGAAAAUUGUAUAAUUACACAAUCAAUAGAAGUUUGUUGAAGAAGAAGGUUGAUUGUCAAACAAUUGAAGACUACAUGUGCAGAUUUUAACUUUGGGUCAAGGUUGAUUUCAAGUGCCUCAUGUAUUUACAAGCACUGUGAGGAAUUUUCAAGUCGAUUGCUUCUUUUGAAGUUGCCUUUCAUACUGACUAUGAAAAGGUCAGCCACUGAGCUUGGAUUCUAUCUAUUUUUUGUCAUCUGUUUCCACUUCACGUGGAAGUGUGCAGAAGCUGAUACUUGUAUUUCUCAAUUAAGGGAACCUCGUGGCUUUGCAUUUGUGCAGUUUGUGGAUUCAUAUGAUGCGGCAGAGGCCCAGUAUCAUAUGAAUGGGCAAGUAUUUGCUGGGAGGGAGAUAUCUGUUGUUGUUGCUGCUGAGACUAGGAAAAGGCCUGAAGAGAUGCGCCGAAGAACUGGUCCCAGAGGGUCGUCAUCAAGACACGGAGGUCGGCGCUCUCAUUAUGGACGGUCUCGGUCUCGCUCAAUAUCACGUUCGCGUUCUCCACCUUACCCUUCUGGUUCUCGAGGUCGUCAUCACUCAAGGUCCUUCUCUCCUGCUCCAAGACGUCGAGCUGACUACUCCAUUUCCCCAAACGGAAGGCAUGCAGACCACCCUAGAUCAUCAAGAGAUGAUCCAAAAGAGCGAGAUAGUGGCCAUAUUCGCAGAUCGGAUUCCUAUAGGAAUAAUCCUGAUCAGACUCGAAAUGGAAAUCGAUAUGACGAGAAAGCUGCAUACGAGUCUGAUGAAGCACGACCACGCCGCAGGUCUUCACCUGGACGUGCAUCAAGAUCCCCUUCUGGCUCUAGAUCUAGGUCUGCUGAUUUGUCACCAGGGCCCAGCAGAUAAGUCGAAGGCCAGGUAAAUCGAGACCUACACAUUCAAUUUGUUUGCAAGCAUUUGCCCUGCGCAAUGUAUGGUUGUCAGUGUUUUCUCCAAUAUUAUAUCUUGGCUUUAAAAAAUCUACAAAUGGUAGGUUGGGUUUGUCGGUAAAAUGGUGAAGUUUGUUGAUACAAUAACAAGUAGGAGAGAAAAGCGAUGUGGAAGCUUCUAGUUUUAAAAGGAAACUACAAUCGAUAGUAUAUACUAGUGUGCAGUGUCACUUGGUUUCUUUAGCAAUUUGAAUUGAUGUAUUCAUUUGUUUACUUUUUUUCCAGGUAUGCAUCUUGCAGAUUGAGAGCUGGAACUGCGACUUAACUUCUCAGUGGAAUAUGUGGAAGUGAUUGUGUAUCUGUAAAUCGUCCUUUGAAAUUUGUGUGGUUUGAGUUUUUGCCAUCGACGCUAUAGUCUUUCAGCUUUGUUCCUUUGGAUGUUUUUAUGAACCCCGUUCCUUUGGGUGUUCGGUGUUCUAAAUUUGAUCCUAGAUUGGAUUUGCGUGGGGGAAUUUGGAAACGCAUAAGAUGGGUUAAAAAUCCGAUAAUGUUCAAUACUUGGUCAAUAA